AUGCCAUCGGACGCUGCAACAGGAAAACUCUCCGGCUUUCCUCGCCAAAAAUGGUGGACACAUUCUGUCGCUGGCACAGUUGCAGGGCUGGUUUCUAUCGCGCUGACUGCUCCAUUCGACGUAGUGAAAACUCGAUUCCAGUCCUCCAUGGUUCAGCGACAUCCCAUCUCAGCUUCCUUCCCGGGCAUGUGGUCAUAUCAUAUCCUCCAAACUACCAACGUCAUGCAUGAUAUUUACCACGUCGAGGGCUGGCGUGGCCUCGGACCAAGUCUCUCGGGUGUCGUCCCUUCGAUGGCACUUAAAUUUUAUGUCUACGGCAAUUCGAAACGUCUCGGAGCGCAUGCACUAGACUGCGGAGAGGAUUCGUCUUUGGUCCACGCGCUGGCUGCUGUUGCAGCAUCCAUAACCGUUUCGACGGUGAUGAACCCAAUCUUUCUCAUCAAGACAAGGCUGCAGCUCGACGUUCGGACACAAGCGACUGGCGAUACGGCUCGACGAUACGCAGACAGUCUCAACUGUGUCCGUAAAAUUCUCCAACGAGAGGGCGUUCUUGGUCUGUACCAAGGCCUGGGCGCAAGCUAUCUAGGCGCGGUCGAGACAGUGCUCCAUCUGGCUCUCUACGAACAGCUGAAGAAGUUAUUUCGCCCAACGGCGAUUGGGCCCAAUGCGCAGAACGAUGGAACCUGGGGCCAUGCAGUUAAAACCUGGGUUGGUGCUGAGGACGAGGCUACGACAAGCCCCUUCAGCGAAUGGGACCCGCAAAUACGUCGGCCUUGUGCAGUGUUUCCGGUUGGUAAGGGCAGAGGAGGGCUUAGCGGGGCUGUAUGGUGGCAUAACACCGUAUCUGAUGCGCUCCGUUCCGUGUACGAGUACGUGCUGAGCCUUCUCAAUUAUGAUAUCACUGACUCGCAGUAA
Molecule: messenger RNA, 915 nt
Organism: Mycena indigotica
Lineage: Eukaryota; Fungi; Basidiomycota; Agaricomycetes; Agaricales; Mycenaceae
Product: Mitochondrial carrier
Exons: 3
Coding region: 1-915 (304 amino acids)
Biological process (GO): pyrimidine nucleotide import into mitochondrion
Cellular component (GO): mitochondrion
Molecular function (GO): pyrimidine nucleotide transmembrane transporter activity
Source: RefSeq, a predicted model, not a curated record